Molecule: messenger RNA, 1952 nt
Organism: Sinocyclocheilus grahami
Lineage: Eukaryota; Metazoa; Chordata; Actinopteri; Cypriniformes; Cyprinidae
Product: histone-binding protein N1/N2-like
Exons: 15
Coding region: 108-1790 (560 amino acids)
Biological process (GO): DNA replication-dependent chromatin assembly; CENP-A containing chromatin assembly
Cellular component (GO): nucleoplasm
Molecular function (GO): histone binding
Source: RefSeq, a predicted model, not a curated record
UCCGUAUUUAAAGGCGCCAACAAAGAUUAACUCAGAACAGCUUCACAAACCUGCCAUCUGUACUCACAUCAUCCGACAGCACACUACAGCUUAGUUAACGCAUUAAAAUGCCCGAGGAAACAGCAGCUGCCGCCGAAAGUAUGGAAGAGAAACCUUGCUCGUCGCGCGCUGCAGACAGCUCCGUCGAUGUUUCUGAGGAAGCAAAGAAGCUGAUUGGCACAGGCAACCGGCACUUGGUGAUGGGUGAUGUUGUGUCUGCAGUCAGUGUGUUCCAGGAGGCUUGUGCCAUGCUAGCUGAAAGGUAUGGAGACACUGCUGAUGAAUGUGGUGAAGCUUUUUUCUUGUGUGGGAAAGCCCUUCUGGAGCUUGCCAGGAUGGAGAAUACAGUGCUUGGUAAUGCUUUAGAGGGAGUCCCAGAAGAAUCCUCUGAAGAGGGUGAGAAACAGAAUGACUCUAAGAUUGAAAGUGCAGACAACUUGGAUGAGAAAACCAGAGAUGAGCUUCGAGCACAGGUUUAUGAUGCCAUGUCAGAGGACAAAACUCAGUCUGAGGUAGAAAAAGAGGUGGGGGAAGGUGAGCAGAAGAACCAAGAGGAAGUUAAAGAGAAGCAGGAGAAGGUUGAAGCACCAAAGGAAGGGGAUGCAGCAUCACAAAAAACUGAGAAACCAGCUGAACACGAGGCAAAACCUGCUGAAAACGAGAACCUAGCUGAACAUGAAGCAAAACCUGCUCAAGAUGAGGAGAAACAAGCUGAACAUGAGGUGAAACCUGCUGAAAAGUCAGAAGGUGUGGAUAAAAGUGCUUCUAUAAAGGAAGAUGUCACCGUGUCAAAUGGAGUAGCUGAAAAAGAUGAAAAGGUUGAGGAGAAAAAUGGAAAUGAAGAGAAAGAAGAACCCAUGGAAGAGGGUGGAGGAGAUGACGACGAUGAGGAUGAUGAUGAUGAUGAUUCAGAGGGUGAAACAAAGGAUAAGGAGAGUGAGGAGGAUGAAGUUGGAAACCUGCAGUUGGCCUGGGAGAUGCUUGAGGUUGCAAAGGUGAUUUAUAAAAGAAAAGACCGCGAAGAAGAUCAGCUAAUGGCGGCACAGAUUUACUUGAAACUUGGAGAAGUUGGAGCUGAAUCAGGUAACUACAGCCAGGCUCUGGAUGACUUCAAUGAGUGUUUAACCUUGCAGCUGAAACACCUUCCCUCUCAUAGUCGUCUUCUGGCUGAGACCCAUUACCAGCUGGGCACAACUUACAGCUACACAGCCCAGUACAGCCAAGCCAUUGAGCACUUCUCCAACUCUAUCAAGGUCAUCGAGAGCCGUCUUGCUAUGCUUCAGGAGGUAAUCGACAAGGCGGAAGGUGCAGAGGCAGCAAAGGAGAAGAGCGAGCUUGAGGAGUUGAAACAGUUACUGCCAGAAAUCACUGAGAAGAUUGAAGAUGCCAAGGAGGGCCAGAGGACUGCUGCUGCAGCAUCUGAGGCCAUCCAUCAGACUCUUGCAGGAGCGUCCACUUCAUCUGCGUUCCCAGCUGAAAAUGGUGGCCCAUCCUCAUCUACUGCUAGUCAGAUUCCUGUGAGGCCAGCUGAUGGUGCGUCUUCCUCAAAAUCUGCAUCGGACAUUUCUCACCUUGUUCGCAAAAAGAGGAAACCAGACGAGGAGAGUCCAAAAAAGGACAGUGAUGCUAAAAAGACUAAACAGGAGACCUCAGUUAAUGGCAGCGGUGACUCCGCCCACAACGGCAAUGGAGUCCAGGAGAAAAUGGAGCAGGAGCCAGCCAGUUCUUCUUCUGUGGAGAUGUCAGCAUGAUGGGCAUCUUUUGAUUAAACGCUUACCUUCCAACCAGCAGAGCAUGCCUGCCUCACCUACUCUCCAUGAACCACUUUUGUCUCUUUGUUUUGUAAAUAACCCAUUUUCUUUGUAUAAUUGUAGUAAACUUUCAAUAAAGGAUAUUUGCAUAUGUCAAUGUGG